Molecule: messenger RNA, 1390 nt
Organism: Piliocolobus tephrosceles (Ugandan red Colobus)
Lineage: Eukaryota; Metazoa; Chordata; Mammalia; Primates; Cercopithecidae
Gene: TSPAN31
Product: tetraspanin 31
Exons: 6
Coding region: 275-907 (210 amino acids)
Cellular component (GO): membrane
Source: RefSeq, a predicted model, not a curated record
AGUUUUCAGUUUCGCCCAAUGAAAAAACAAGAGGAGGAGGACAGAAGGCGGGUCAGUGACGUAAUGCGGAUUGAUUGGCAUGCAGGCCUUGGACGUCCAGGAUUAGCCACGCAUUUCGCCAAUCCAGAGGCAGGGGAGGGACGGUGCAGGCGCAGAGAAUUGGGUUUGGCUGGCCUCGAUUUAAAGAGACAGAAGCUGUCGGGGUCCUGGAAGACGGUCCCCAAUACCCUCCCCCCAAGUCCUUGGGACCACUUGGGUCCCCAGAACUGGGGAGAUGGUUUGCGGCGGCUUUGCCUGCUCCAAGAAUGCGCUUUGCGCUCUCAACGUGGUCUACAUGCUGGUGAGCUUGUUGCUCAUUGGAGUGGCUGCUUGGGGCAAGGGCCUGGGUCUGGUGUCCAGCAUCCACAUCAUCGGCGGAGUCAUUGCUGUGGGAGUCUUCCUUCUCCUUAUCGCAGUGGCUGGACUGGUGGGUGCUGUCAACCACCACCAAGUCCUGCUGUUCUUUUACAUGAUCAUCCUUGGUUUGGUCUUCAUCUUCCAAUUUGUAAUCUCUUGCUCAUGUCUGGCUAUUAACCGAAGCAAACAGACAGAUGUCAUCAAUGCUUCUUGGUGGGUCAUGAGCAACAAGACUCGGGAUGAACUGGAAAGAAGUUUUGAUUGUUGUGGCUUAUUCAACCUCACAACCCUGUAUCAACAAGAUUAUGAUUUCUGCACUGCAAUCUGCAAGAGCCAGAGCCGCACAUGCCAGAUGUGUGGAGAAAAGUUUCUUAAGCAUUCAGAUGAAGCCCUGAAAAUCCUAGGGGGUGUUGGACUCUUCUUUAGCUUUACAGAGAUCCUUGGUGUUUGGCUAGCAAUGAGAUUUCGGAAUCAGAAGGAUCCUAGAGCCAACCCCAGUGCCUUUCUAUGAGACUCUGGAUCCUUCUCACUUCUCUUCUGCUCUAAGCUUUCUCUUCCUCCCUUAGGGAAUAUCUAGGGUCUGUAACCGUUUUGGUUUGAGAAAAAGGAAAGGCCCCUUGUCAAAUCCUCUAAAAUUGAUAGAAUAGUAAGACUUUAUGCAUCGACAUAUUUUAGUGGGAGCCAGACUAGAAGGAAUAAAAGGAAAAACUUUCUCCCUCUCUCUCCAAGAGGAUAUGGGAAGCUUCUGAGGGUACAUAGGAUGGGCUGGAGUCAUUCUUAGCUGUUUCCCCUCCUCCGUCCAUAUGCUAGAUCACCUCAACAUACCCUGGGAUGUGGCUCUAAGGGUAAAUCAGGGACAGAGCCAAGGAGAAAACCACCAAGAACUCUUUCCUGUAAUAAGCAGGACCCAGUUUGAGAAAGUUCAGUGCCAAGGAGAAAACCACCAAGAACUCUUUCCUGUAAUAAGCAGGACCCAGUUUGAGAAAGUUCAGUG